Messenger RNA from Drosophila hydei, 4835 nucleotides. Its product is annotated as VWFA and cache domain-containing protein CG16868. Bases 151 to 4548 code for a protein of 1465 amino acids. The transcript is spliced from 5 exons. The record is from RefSeq and is a predicted model, not a curated record. Gene Ontology annotation, cellular component: voltage-gated calcium channel complex. Gene Ontology annotation, molecular function: voltage-gated calcium channel activity. Lineage: Eukaryota; Metazoa; Arthropoda; Insecta; Diptera; Drosophilidae.
GGAGUUCUCGAUCAAAUUUAUCGACCGAUAUCAUAGAUUAUCGGGCAGCAGCAUUUGCAGCAGCAUAAAAGUAUUACAGUAAAAUAGUUUUGUUUUUAUAUAAAUGACGCGGUAGUCGUGGCUUUUAGAGCCUACCAGGAAAACAGCAAGAUGUGGGGCGGCAUUGCGCUGCUCCUACUCCUGGCGGCAAGUGCCCAUACAUCACCAAGCAAUGAACAUGUUCCUCCUCUACCUCUAAGCAUACGCAAAAACGCAACCAUAACAAAUGAAACCAUAACUAGCAAUAAUUACAAAGUGCCUACGUCCAAUGCUGCUGUCGGCUAUAUGCCGCUCCAGCAGACUCCAGCAAGUGUUUUCUUCGUCAACUACAAUCAGCAGAACGUUGUGCAGCUAAGGCACAAUGUGGAGAACAAGUUACAUAGUAUACGUAAUGUUGAGAUGCUCGUAACCAAAAUACAAGAAAUCUUUGACUCUAUUCAUUUUGCGAGUUCUGUUACCACGCGGCUGUCGUCUGGCAACGACAAUGAAACCGUGCAGCAGGAUCUGCAAGCAUUUAGCCAGCGUCUGGGACGAAAGCUGCAGAGAGCAACACAUGUUGUACUUGAACUGCGGGACUUAUUACGCUUCAAUCUUAGUAAAGUGCUACUCCAGCAGCACAGCUAUGACGACGACGGCGAUGAUGAGCAACAAAGCGAAUUUGACUUUGAAGUGGAGGAGGAAGAGAGUAAGAAUACGGCGGCUAACAAUGAUCAUAUGCAUCUCUAUCUAAAUACGCAAAUUGAGAAAUGUCAACCAUACUACGAGUCGAAUGUGGACGCCGUAUCCUUGGCCUCGGCUCAUUAUAAUAAACAGCAAAUACAAAUCUUAAAUUAUCUCAAAUCGGAUGAAGUAUCGCGCGCCACAUUCCUGAAUGAAAACAAUGGACGAUCGCUAGCAGCCAAUAGCUAUAUUGCCGAUCAGCUAGCGAUAUUGCGGCAGCUCUUGAGCACUAAUCCUAGUGACAACGAGGCAAACAGCAGCAAGAACAAACACAAAAAUAAAGCUAGCAGCACCAGCAGCAGCAGCUUCAGCCACUUCAAGCACAUUUAUUUCCUCUCCAGCAGUGAUGGGGCUUUAGGCACUGCAUAUUUUCGCCGUCUAUACGUUUCCGCCAUCAAACGAAAGUUUGUGAUGCUGCUCAUAGAUGUGGGAUCUGCAUUGAAUGCGGAGCUCUUUGAAAUAACCAAAAGCUUUGUUCAAGAGUUGCUGCUACUAUUGGAGGACACCGACUAUGUAUCUCUGGUGACUAUAUCAAGCGAGGCGGAUUUUAUGUAUCUGGAUGCCUUUCCUGGCGACGCUGUUCACGGCAUAUAUAGCGCAACACGAGCACACAAGGAUGAGAUUCUUAGCUACGUGAAUAAUCUGAGCUUGGGUCGUGGCAUGAUCAAUCACACAUUGGGCUUUGAAUAUGCCUUCGAAAUGCUGCAUCGACUGCAGCAAGCACAACUGGUAAAUGUUUCAGAGCAACCCAUUGAGUUUGUCUAUGUGACGCGUGGACUGCUUACAAAUCUGUCGGAUGCCAUGCAUGUGUUGCGUGUGCUGGCCCAGGGCCAGAGUCGUCUGCCAUCGCCGGUUAUCAUCAACACAUGCGCCGUAGUACUCGAUGAGAAGCGCAUAAUGUAUGAGAAACAAUUCCUCAGUGAUGUGGCCACGCAGAACUAUACGAAGUUCGAUAUUGAUGUGAGUGCAUGGCUGCCCGCUGGCCAGGAGGCGCAAUUGGCAGGCCGAUUCUUUGUGCUUAACAAGAUGCAUGCGGAAACAAUACCUCGAGCGAGCAGCCGUGUCUUUGGACAGCUUUUCUCAGAGCGUUUCCUCAUAGACUCACUGGAAGUACAUCAGCCCGUUGUGGAUGCCGAGAGUGGAGAUGUUCUGGUUGCUAUUACACAUGCCGUUCCGCCAUAUGGUGUUGUGGGCGUGAAUUUGUACUUGGCUGAUUUGCUGGAGGACUUGCUUAACUAUCCGAAUGCUUCGCCUGCUGCCAAGCAGGGCUUCAGCUAUGCCUUUCUGCUGGAUCGGGACACUGGAAAUACUUUAGCCCAUCCGGCUUUCCCUCGGCCUCUCAUCCAGCGUGAAACAGCAUAUCCAGUUAAUAUAGCUUACCUUGAGAAUGCCACAGAUUUUUCCAGCGUUCUGCACCGUCUGCUGCACGAAGAGCACGGCAAUGCCAGCAGUGUCAUAUAUUUGGGUCGCCAACAGUUGCUGCGCACCUAUCACUGGCAAUCCGUGCUGGGCAUUUAUUUACUCUGUCUAGUGAGCACUUCCAGCAUCAGCGGCACUGCCGCUCAUAAUACAUCCGCUCCACAGCAGCGUUACAAUCGAUUGGAUGCUGUGUCUAGUUAUGAGUAUGGGUACUACGCCGACAGCAUGGAUAUAUUGUACCACCGCUUGGAUUUGUUGCAAAAUGUUGGCACUGGAGCGCCCACAAACUGCCGCUACUUCAGGCAGCUGGCCACAAUGGAUGCGCCUACUCUUUUCCUAAGUGCUGCUGCCUUUAAUUCGCCCUUUGCCUUUCUGCAUAACAAUCGACCUCGCACGCAGUUGCGUCAGGUGGAAUCCAUUAUGGCUUAUUUGCGUGAUUCGCGGGGUUUGUUUGCCAAUCCCGGUCUACGUCCUCGCAUACGACACGAGGUGGUCGUUUUAUACCAGGCCAUGCAACAGCUACGGCGUCGGCAUCAGGAUUCGGGUGGAUCGUUGCAUGGUCAUAUUAUCCGACGUUAUAUAGCCAGUGUCAGUGGCGUGUUGCAGCUGUAUCCAGGUUGUCUGUUAAGCAGCAGCUAUGAUGCAACCAGGCGACCUUGGUUCCGGCAGGCCAUGGCCCAGCCGGGCCGUAUCGUCAGCACAGCACCGUAUCUAGAUGCUGGCGGAGCAGGCUAUAUCGUGACUAUAGCGCAUACAAUUUUUGAGGGUAAAGCGGAUGCAUUACAUUCGGCACAGCAGGAUCGACCUGUGGCUGUGGUCGCGUUGGAUGUACCCUACGCCUUUUACUAUCGCCUUAUAUUGGACAGCACCCCGCUGUGCCAACAGCCACAUAUGAAGUGCCUGCUGUUCGAGCAUGAAGGCUAUUUGCUGGCGCAUCCUAGCAUGCUGCAGGUGUCCACACACACACGUAAUCAACGCCGCCCUCACGAGCAUCUGACGCACAAGGAAUCAUAUCUUGCCAACGAUAUGCUAAAUCAUGGCCAGCUGGUGCGCAAACUGGGAUGUGGCAGCUAUCAGAAUCGUACGCUGCAACGCUACUACGCGUUCAACACAUCCUUGGCCACAAUUCUAAGCAAUGUGGUGCAUGGCGAGCGCACGAAAUAUGCCAUCGCCUUGAUACGUGGCAGCAAUCUGUUCGCGGCGGUGCUCAACUCAAGUUGCGAUGGCGGUGCAUUCUGUCCAUGCAGCACAAUCGAUCGGGUUUGUCUCAACUGCAAGCGCAUGGAUCAAACGGACUGCGAGUGUCCCUGCGAAUGUCCCAUGCUGGCAAGCGCUGGUGCCAACGACCUGGAUGACUAUACGAAUUAUACGAGGCAAUUUCCCUAUUGUGCACCACCGAGCGAGCAUUUCCUUGCACUGCCACCCACCACGCAGCUGUUAAGCUUGUUGCCAAGCUGUGCCGCUGUUGGUGGCGGAGGUGGUUGUGAGACGUAUACCAGCCAGCGAGAAUGCCUCGGCAUGAUGGGCUGCGAAUGGUGUCAACAGGACGUAGAGGGGAAUACCUUCGCCACGCCCUUCUGCUCCUCCCAAGCGGGCUGCUUUAAUGGUGUGCUUGCAUCGCUGACACCGUAUGGUGAAUUGGAUGAGCUGGAGAUGUUGGCUGCACACAAUCCACAGCGGGAACAACAUGCGUACUCCGCCUUUGGACCGCUUGGUGGCGCUAUCGUUGUGCUGGCCAUAGUAAUAGGCUUUGCCAUUUAUUGCUAUAGGCACAAUCUGGAUACACAGGCACUGGAGCAGUUCUACGUGGACUCAGUGCAGGAGGAGAAUUACGGUCUGCCUCUGUCCCGCUUCAAUUUUGACGAUUGCCAGGCGCAUGAUGAGCCGCCCACGGGCGGAUAUGAUCAUGCUGCUGCCCAGCGUCAGCUAAUGCAUGCCGCUGACAUAUCGCCGUAUCACAUGUCGAGUGGCAGCAGCUACUAUCGGCGACCGCCGAAUGGUGAAUCGGAUCAUGGCUAUAGCACCAUGACCCCGCAUGAGGAUAGCUCCGAUCAGCAGUGCUUUACAUUGGCGGAGCCGCUGCUGCUGCACGACAAGCGGCACAGCAAAUCGGACACCAUGUCCAUAUCAACAUCCAUAUCGAGUCCCACAAAUCGCCAACAGUCCAAUACGCAUCCGUAUUUGAGCAAUCAGCCCGCCACCAAGACGGAGCGCUAUAAGCAGCAGCAGCAAGCGACACCAUCGCCAUGUCGCGGCACAACGUCUGUGUAUGGUCAGACCACUCUGCCGCUGGACGCAGAGGAGCCACGUUCCCACUAUAUACUGGCGCCGGUGACUGUGCACCGGCACAUGGAGACGGCUGAGUCGUAGUCGAGUCGCAGCUAGUUCGUUAGGUUGCAAUUAACUUUUAAGGAGUCCGCUUGUUUGCCAAUUUGGUUAUUUUGUGGGUUAGUCCAACUGGCCGCCAAUCAGAAUCAGAUGUCGAAAACCAAUUCAAACUCUACAAAAUGCCAGCCAAUUUAAUAUUUAAGUCGUUUAUAUUGUUAACUACUUUGCCAUCUUUGUCCAGGUACCCGAUUUACAUGCGUGUACUGUAAUUUAUAGCAAAAAGUAUUAUUAUGCAGCUACUUCCAAUAUUUUAAGCAUUUACAUAUAUA